Molecule: messenger RNA, 6011 nt
Organism: Porites evermanni
Lineage: Eukaryota; Metazoa; Cnidaria; Anthozoa; Scleractinia; Poritidae
Source: the annotation of a GenBank genome assembly
AUGAACACCUCUGGAAAUUUCUGUCUUAAGUGUGGUUGUGAGUUUUUGGAUAAAAAAAGAAAGAGGAAUAUUACUGGCGAAUUUGGAAAGAUUUACCAGGCUGUGUUCAACGAAAAUUUAAGUGAAAAUGACUCUGUGCCUCGUGCAGUUUGUGCCAGCUGCAAAUACCAAAUUGAAAAGGCAUGGCAACAGUCAAGAAAAGCAGAAGAACAGUCAAUUCAAUACUUGUCAUUGUUAAAAAGAAAACAUGACCAGUCUCCUUUGUCAUCAAGUUGUGGUGACGAGCAAACAGUGACCCGAAUAGAACGUAAGAAGAAAGGUCACAGACUUGUUUUUGAAGCCAACUGCCCUGAACAAAUGUGGGUAACAGCAAAUACACAUCCAGCAAAAGAAUUUCCAUAUAUUCUACCAAAGUUUUUCACAACAUCUGCAGCAGUGGCUCAUGCAUGUGUCAGUGAACCGCCAUCAACCAUACGUCAAGUCAGAGAAGUACAUAAUGUUGCUACGCAGACUGCAAAAUCAAGCUGUCAUUGCCAGCCAAGUGCAAAAAAAGGUACAUUUGUUAAGGUAAGCAGCCAAUAUAAUAUUAUUGUUCCAGUAAUUAUCAGGACAACUUGACUACAAGAUCAGCUAAGUUACGUGAACUGAUCUUAUCAUAUUCAAACAUUACUCACGUCAUGUCAUAUUUGGGGAAUGAAUUCAAAAAUACUAGUCUUGGUCCCCAAAUAAAAUGAAGGCUGCAGUGUAAUAAACCACUUGCGGAAAUUCUAGACCUGCACAUGUGGCAACUAAACAUGUAACCACUUAGUCAUCUGUCCAGAUUAGUCUUCUUGUAACCACAGGGUAUAAGCAUGUGUUUUGCAGUAAUACCCUAGUUUAGUGGAGUGGCAACUAGUUCUAAAUCAGGACCCCUUUUGUCCAAAUGUCUCACAAGUUAUACCUCAACUUAUAAUAACAUUGAAAAACUGCUAAAUUUCAUUAUCAUGGGCAACAAGUAAUAGUAUCAAUCUAAGCAGUAUGCCUUUAUUUAUGAAUGCAAUGAAUAAUGAUGUUGUUUUCUUUGUAAUGAUGUUGAUUCAGUUGUAAUUUUGUUCUUUAAUAUACAAUGAUUCUUAUGUUCUGAUCAAGGUGAUUGUGCACUUCAAAUCCAAAACUGUGUCAAGGGAAUUACCCAAAGAUCAAAGUGGUCUGGGGAUAGCCCUUUGCUUAAAACGACCUGCUUCAGCAAUCAGCGCAGCUGCUUUUAAAUCCAAAAGUUUGAGAAAUUCUUUGAUUCAUCGUACCUGCCUCCAAAUCAACAAGGAGUGUCGUAAACUGGAGAAGAAAUCCUUGCUAAAGAAGACUGCUGUUAGAGACCUCAAACACUUUCAGUGGAAUGCAGUUCUCAAAGAAUGGAUGAAGGAAGCCCCUACCUUUUACAAAGUCCUUACGUCUAUAGCAAUGCCCCCCACAAUUUCUAGGAACCAGAGGAAGAAACAGUUGUUGAAGCCCAUAAUUGGUUGUGCUGGUGCAGUACUGCUCAAGGGACGCAAUUCAAGGUUAUCUGCUGUGCAACAUCUUGUUGGCCUUUCACUGUUUCUUGGGCGAACACGAAGAAAGGUGAGUUAUUGUUUCAGUAGUUCCAGACAUGGAGCUAAGGUGGCUGGUCCUACUCUGUGACCAAAAUGAAGUUCAUGGUACCUUAGUUUUGGUCAAAAAUAAAGAGGGAGCAUGGCCCCUCCCCUAGUUCUGUGACCUGAUACCACUUGCUAGUAAUAAUAGUAUACUGUGUAUGACAAUUACACCUCUUGUUUUAUGUCUUUGAUGACUUGUUUUAAUAAUAACCAUCAGGGAUUUUCAAGACUACAAAAGCUUGGAGUGACUGUUUGCAAAGCUGUAACAAACAGAAAGAUUGCAGAAGUAUCACUUGGCUACAGCAAGAAAGUGAAGGCGUGGAGAGCCAAUGUUGAAAACAAAAACAAAGAUCCCCCAGAAGAGGUACAUGUAGUUAGCUGAAAUGUUCAUUGAAUUUGAAACAGUAAUAGUAACAGUAAUUUCCUAAGAGAAAACAGUUACAGAAAUGCAUUUUUAUUCUUUGUUGUCUUGAAUUUAUUAAAAUGUAUGCUCAUGUUGGUCCAACAUUAUUUUGCAGCUUACUGUUGUUGAAGAGAGAGGAGAAGAAAGUACUGCAGUGGAUACACCAUCUGAAGAUCCAAAUGUUGGUAUGAUAAUGAUUUGCAAUUUUUAAGAGACAUUUAUACGUAGUAGAAAUAGCCUGUAGGUGUUCUUAAUGCAAUAACUAUUAUACUUACAAAUCACUGACAACUGAAAUAAUCUGCCAUUUAAUAAAAAAAAAAUGACAGCAAUAAGGAUAUUAUUACUGUAGAUUAAAAGCAUAGGCAUAAAUUUUUUCAGAAUACAUGUUGGUCACCAAAACCAUCUGUAAAAUACCCAAAUUAGCAAUUCAAAUAAGCACCCCUUGAGUCUAAUAUUAUUAAAAUUAGAGACCCCAUUGAAAUAAGCACUCCCCCAACCUACCCUAAACAAUUACUGAAUCUGAAUAUCUGUGAUAGAAGGAGAAUAAAAUAUUUUCAACACCAGAACUAUAGGUCUUAAAAGGGAACAGAAAUUUGAGAGCGGUCACACAGAUUUGUGUUUCUUCUUAUAGAUACAUGUACAUUCUGCUACAGUGGAUCUAUUUACUGGGAAUGAGUUGACAGUUUGUUAUUUUGUUAGGCCGAGACAUAAAACCAAAGUAGCCACCCUUACCAAAUAAGCACCUGCUGUUUAAUGAGUGCCUCCUCUCAACUCUGACAGACAUUUGCUAAUUCAAGCAUUUACAGUUGUUUUACUUUACUUUUUACCAGACUGUGAAGAUGUCCCAGAUGGUUUUGAUUCAAGGUCAGUAGUGUCAAAUGACUCCCUUGUCAGUUCGGUAAAUUCAGAUUCAGACAACAAUGAUGAUUCUGGAGAAGCUACACCUCUGCAGUACACUAAUGGUGUGUGUGACUAUGGCUUGAAUGGGGACAAUUUGGACUGGCUCAAAAGACCUUCCAUCUACUCAAAGGAUAAGGACACUGAGUCAGUACACUGGUUUAAUUUGUUGGCUUAUGACAACAGGGUUGCUAACUUGGAUUUGAAUGAUGAUGCACCUAUCAGACACAUCAUGGAAUUACCCAAUUCAAGUUUCCUGCCCACACCAGAAGAUCAUGCAAAACUCAAAAAAGACUUUAUUGUGCUUGUGCUUCGUAUCCUAACCAAGCAUUGCAAGUUCUUCAGUCAGUUUUCUCACAUGGUUCCUUCUCACCUUGCUCAUCAAUACAGCAAGGAAAUGCGUCAGCACUCCCAUAUUGUAGGUUUCAACUUAACUAAUGUUCUGUUCCUUCUGAUCAGCUAGUUAUUGUUGUAAAUGUUAUAGCAUACAGGUAUUCUGAUUAUUAUCAUCUUUUUUAUUGAAAACCACAACUGGCAGUGCACCUUUAUAAACAGAUUUGGCUCCAAUUUUUCUGUUGUUUUUUUUUCUGUUGCUUCAUUACAGAAGUUAGGUAUAAGCAAAAGGAAUCCAGCAGACCACUUUUUGGAUGUAUCAGUUUUCUGAAUUUUUUUUUAUCCUUUGGGGGGCAGGGGUUUGGGGACAGAAAACUUUGAGGUGCUUCCUUGUUAUGGGGGGGAAGGGGCAUUAGACUUUGGAGAUGGUCAUUAGGGUGUCAUGAAAGUUUAUCAGGAAUUUUCAUUGAAAUACCAUCAAAAAGCCUUAUCGUAUCAAGCAGAAUGAGCUUACAGACAUUACCAUGCCCAGUGCUGUUUCUUGUACCGCAUCUAGAAGAAGAGUGGGGCCAAGCGCAUAAGAAGAAUAAUUUUGCUACUAAAUCAGUGUUAUAUGUUGCUUCCCAGACAAUAUUCUUUAAUGCUGGGAGGGGGUCAUUUAAUUUUUGUUGUCUGAGGGGGGUUAAAAGUUAUUGAAAGGAGAGCCAUAGAGCCCCCACCCCAUCCGAAAGGCAAUCAAAAUAAUUAAUAAAAUGACUGAAUGCCAUAGUGGUAACAUGUAAUUUACAUGCAUGGUUAAAGUACCCUAAAAUGGAGCAUUGCUCUGUAGCCUGCCGGUUGAAUCGGGUGUUGUAGAAUAUUGCAUUUUACCUUCUCAAAAAUUUUAUUUUUGAUGAACAGAAACCAGAUUUUUAAUUAAACUAUCAAACAAGUUCUGAAAUUAUAAUAUAAGAAAUAGAAAUGGUAAAAAUAAUUAUAAUAAUAAUAAUAAUAAUAAUAAUAAUGUUUUAGCUGUGAGACCACUUCAGCAGGUGAUCUUCAGUGGGGUUCUGAAUGUUAUUAUUUGGAACACCGAUGAUAAGAAGGUAAUAGGUGAUAAAUUUAUUACUUGUACUAUUAGCUAAACCCUUUUUUGAAAUCAUCAGGUACACUUGGGUCUCUUGGAAAAAAAUGAGAAUAAAAUCCCUGAGAUGUUAGAAAUUCUUCAGCACUGUAAUGAGGAGUAUGUUCCAACUAAUGCUGACAAGUCCAGAAUUCUUCAAAAGAUACCGCUGGGCGGCGACCAUUUAACUGUUGAACGGGCUGUCAGUGCUGUUAACGCCGUUGCUGAUGCAGAUAGUCCUUAUGAAAGACUCCAUGGCCUUGUGCUAAAACAUGAAGAUUUUCAUUGUGAGAUGAAUUUUCUACAGGUGAUAAAUAAAGGAAUAUGCUCCAUUUAACAUAAAACUUUGUCCUUAUUGGAUUUCCAUUACUGCUUUUUUAAUGGUCCACUUUAAUAUCUUAACAAACAUUAGUAACUCUAUCUGCACUGGUGGAUUAUUGGUUAUUUUAUCAGUAAGAAAUUUAUUUUUAAUGUUAUUUUGGAUAAUCCUAUAAAUAAAGUAUGUAUUACUUUAAAUGUAAAUUUGCAGAUGCUGUUUGAUUAUCUCUACAAAAGCCAGUCAGUGGGAGACUUGGGAACCCUGUAUCAACUAAAAACAAGAUUGAACAGAAAAGACGUGUGUGACAAAGUAAACAAAUCAUAUCAUGGAUGUGAAGCAUUCUUCAACUCCGUUGUAGAUGGGUAUAUAGUAUAUGCAGCCAUGGUAUUUUUUGGCAUGGAAUCCCCAAACAGUACUCCUAACUCAAACCAACUGGAACCUGGUGCCACAUCACAGACACAGUUGUUUGAUGCAGUAGAGAAACUUGUGGAGAAGUAUGUCCUUCUUGAAGCGCAACCUGCAGCAGUACUCUUCACUGAUAUACAACAAUCAGAACAUCCCCAUAUUUUUAAGUGUAGGUACCCAGAUUGUAACAGAGAAUAUCAACACGAGAAGCGGAGAAACAACCAUGAAGUUACAGUGCAUGGCCUGAACAUAACAAAUCAUGAGCAAAAUGAAAGAAGUCCCCCAGAUCCACGCAAUGAAGAUGGGAUUUUCAAUUACUCGCAUAACAUUGUCAAAACGGGUCUUCUUUUCAAAGAUUUUCAAGAUGCAAUUAAAGAGGGUGAUGGAGGAAGAGUUGAAUACCUAUGGAAAUUUAUGAUGCUGUUGUUUAAAGUGAGUGGGAAGACAAAAUAUGCUUUGGCAGCUGUAAGACUCCACGCACAACUUCAUGCACUACUUACACCAAAAGAGGCCCAUUCUCUCCGCUGGAACCGUACUGUAAAUCUCAAAGGUGGGGUGGGGAGAAACAUUGCAAUUGAUCAAGCCAUGGAGCAUUGGGUAAGAGACACAAAGCAGCUGAUGUAUGGCCAAGGUGCAAACCUUUCGUUCAAGGUGGCUCAGACCUACAGCAGGGCUAGUGACGAUGUCAAGUCCAUCAUGAACAAUUUUGAUCAGACAACUAACGUCCGCAGAGAGUCAACAAAACACAAAAGAGGGGAAGAUUCAGACAUCACUACCAUUGUCAACAUUUUAAAGGAAAUUGAAGCAUUUUGUGAAGUUCCUGGAAGAACGCACCCUAAUGUUGGAGCCAUCCCUAAAGACCCCAUAUCUGUUCUUGACUUUGCAGACUUAAAUGCAUGGUUAACAAAGCACAAGAAGAGCUGGGUAAAUUCAGUUUAG